Penicillium daleae is the source of this 1722-nucleotide messenger RNA. RefSeq lists its product as uncharacterized. NCBI's taxonomy places the organism in Eukaryota, Fungi, Ascomycota, Eurotiomycetes, Eurotiales, Aspergillaceae. Bases 1 to 1722 code for a protein of 573 amino acids. The record is from RefSeq and is a predicted model, not a curated record. The transcript is spliced from 4 exons.
AUGUCCGGACGGAACGCGCCGCGCUCGAAGAAUGGUGUGCUGCAGUACCUGCCGCCGUCGCAAGGUAAAAUGCGGCGAGGAGCAGCCCAUCUGCACGCGCUGUCUGAACUUGAACCUCAGCUGCGAGUGGGGGUGCCAAUCAAGCGUGGGCGUAGCACGCAGACUCGACAUCUUCAACCAGCACCGACGAGUGCCCCCGAUCAAUUCACCUGGGCUGGGUCCGAGGCUGGCGACGUGGUGGCUCUCACACCGGAUGCACUGCUCAAUAGUCUCUCUCCGAUCUCCUGGCCAGGCGACUCGCCUCUUGUAGAGACGACUCUAUCGACCGCAUUCUCGUUUUACGCGCCCGUCACCCCAGCCCCAAUGCCGACCCCCUUAUACCCACCAUUGAGCGUUAACGAGAUCGCCUGUGCCAACUCCCUCACCCUCACCGAACAUGACCAAAAGUACUUUCAAUAUUUUCCUUCUUCCUCGAUCAUCUACUAUUACAUGAAAGGAUGGCAAUGGAGCAGCUUCUGCUACUUGUAUCAAGGACCCGCUGCCACCAACAAGGUGAUCAUGCGAAUGAUCCUUGCCAUCGCUGCUAGUGACAUGCAUCGACAGGGGCUCAUAGUGAGAUCUCCCGGUCGGCCAACUGCGGAAGACCAUGGGCGUUAUCACUACAGCCUGGCCGUCAAGGAAUUUCGACAGUUACUCGAGACUCCUCGGCGGAGCGUUUCCGUCGCGGAGCUAGAGAUCAUUUUCGCCACCAUGUUUCUCAUGGUCACGUAUGAAUGGCAAUUUGGACAUUCUGUCCGCCAUCUUCAGUUACACAUUCACGGGGUGCGAUCACUCUUGGAGUCGCACCCGCAGCUCUUUCGUCUGAAAGAUGUCAAUGAUGUGUUCUUGUCUCCCGAAGCCGACAGUCCGCCUGCGGAGGAUGCUGUGGCCUCUAGAGUUUCGUUUAUCCCCGAGCAAUUCUUGCUCUGGACACUAUACAUUGAUGCAAGUUGCCGACCGAUGGGGUUGACCGAAUCCUUGUACGACUAUGUCGUCCAAUCAAAAAAUCCGGCACUCCAUCCAGAUCACCUACAUCGUUGUGCACGUCUGUGGGGCCGCUGCUUUUGGGGAGAGCAAUACCCAGACCAAGAGGUUCUGGAUGACAUUGAAAACUACAGAGCCUUGGAGCUGCUGCAUGCUGGCUUCUGUUUCCGCCAUCGAACCUGGAGGGUCCUCGUAGACGCUGGGGGAGGGUCCGACACUACCGAGUCUCUCUAUAAAGAAAUAAUCUCUACUCGAGAUCAAUUCUCCGAUCUCUUCAUCACAGCAAAAUUUGCCGCCGGCGUCUCGGCGCGACGCACACUCAACACGAUUUACAUGGCCGUGUGUACACUUUACGCGCAAAUCAUCCUACAUCGCCGGCUACUCUGUGCUGGUAGCCUCCCUGUAUCUCUCCACCGGCAAGCCACGGCCGGCAUCGUGGACAUUGCCCAGAAGCAGUUUGCAACCGAUCCCCGACUCCUACGGCGCUUGCAUUGGCCUCUGUUGAUGGCUGUCAUCGAGACGGAUGACGCCAGCCAGCGCGUGUGGCUCCGGCAACGAUUGUUUGAGCUGCGUGACUGCCAUUCGGAGUACAUCUGGGCUAAUGAAGUGGCCGAUGAGGUCCUAGCUCAGCAGGAUGUGAGUCAGGGCUGCUACGCAAAUCUUGCCGAGUUGCUUCUCCAUCGGCUCCAAGUGCAAUGA